GCUUAAAACUGAAAUCUACUGAGAGUUUAUUUUUCAUUUGUGCAGCACUAUCAUAUUUCUAUAUUUGAAAUGCUUUACCGAGUGUUUCGUAGAAUACCGUUACCGACAUGCAGAAACUACUCAGUUGAAACUAAGUCACCAGCAUGGCCUCGCAAGAUAUUUUCCGGAGUUCAACCAACCGGCAGUCUCCACAUCGGCAACUAUCUCGGUGCCGUCAAACGUUGGGUCGAUUUGCAAAACUCCGGCGAAGAUGUUACCUACUGUAUUGUAGAUUUACACUCCAUCACAAUGCCCCAGGAACCGGAAUUACUGCGGCACAAUAGUCUCCAAAUGGCAGCCACUCUGUUGGCGUGUGGAAUUGAUCCCGCAAAAGCUACGCUUUUUGUACAGUCUAGAGUUUCUCAGCACGCAGAACUAUCGUGGAUUCUUGGCUGUCUGACUACCAUGGCCAGGCUUACACAUUUGCCUCAGUACAAGGAAAAAUCUGCCAAACUUAAAGAGAUACCGCUAGGAUUGUACAUUUAUCCAGUUCUACAGGCAGCCGAUAUCAUGCUGUACAAGGCAACGCACGUUCCGGUCGGAGAAGAUCAAGUUCAACAUUUGCAACUUGCUCAGUCCUUGGCGAGAGCGUUCAAUAACCGGUUUGGGCUGACAUUCCCAUUUUGUGAAGCUAUAAUUUCUGACGACACUAGCAGCCGACUAAAAUCUUUGCGAGAUCCUACGAAAAAAAUGUCGAAAUCUGAUCCCGAUCCCAAAAGCUGCAUUAUGCUGACAGACGAACCGGAAGUUAUUCGAGAGAAGGUCAAAAAGUCGGUGACCGAUUUUACUUCCGAGGUCACUUUUGAUCCGGAAAAUCGUCCGGGAGUAGCCAAUCUUAUUACCAUUCAUUCCAUGACCAGUGGAAUAACACCAGAGGCGAUAUGUGCAGAAGCAAAAGGCUUAAAUACAGGCCAGUAUAAACUGAAAGUCACCGAAGCUUUGGUGGAACAUUUGAAUCCGAUCAGAGAAAAUAUAAACAGGUAUAUGGCCGAUCCUGGCUAUUUGGCAGCCGUCAUAGAGGAUGGUUGUGAAAAGGCGCGGUGUAUUGCUGAAGGAACGUUAACUGAGGUGAAAGAGAAGGUAGGAAUGAAUGCUUUCAGUAUGGCACGGCAGCAAAAGUUAAGGAGAAAAGAACUCGCAGAAUGAGUUAACUAGCAAUGAGUCAAAUAAAGUAACGUUAUUGUUGAUUUUUA
This is a messenger RNA of Sabethes cyaneus, 1232 nucleotides long. It is a transcript of the gene TrpRS-m, whose product is annotated as tryptophan--tRNA ligase, mitochondrial. The record is from RefSeq and is a predicted model, not a curated record. Gene Ontology annotation, cellular component: mitochondrial matrix; mitochondrion. Bases 70 to 1185 code for a protein of 371 amino acids. Gene Ontology annotation, molecular function: ATP binding; tryptophan-tRNA ligase activity. The transcript has 3 exons. NCBI's taxonomy places the organism in Eukaryota, Metazoa, Arthropoda, Insecta, Diptera, Culicidae. Gene Ontology annotation, biological process: mitochondrial tryptophanyl-tRNA aminoacylation.